This is a messenger RNA of Ostertagia ostertagi, 762 nucleotides long. The record is from the annotation of a GenBank genome assembly. Lineage: Eukaryota; Metazoa; Nematoda; Chromadorea; Rhabditida; Trichostrongylidae.
AUCUCGCUGACUCGUGCCAAACGACGUUGUCCGUGCGCCCAGUUGGUUAUCGACACGUGUACCUGCAAAGCGGACCCCACGCCACGCUGCACCUGUGGGGCACCGAUCUCGCCUCCAUCGUGCAGUUGUGCUGCUCAGACACAGGCAUCCCUCUGCCGACCGUCAUGCCAGCACACCUGCGUUUCGACAUGCUCUCGCAGUGAGCCCAAGAACACCUGCCAAUCGUCGUGCCAUUACACCUGCUCCGAAUCGUGUAUGCCAAAGCAGACCAUUCCGAUUCGCGUGCUCGUGCACCAACCAAGCUCACCUGAACAAUGCGGGUCGGCAUGCCAGCAGUCAUGUCAGCAAUCCUGCUCUCCCCAAGCAUCGCCUUCCACUUGUCUGCUGCUGUGUCGCCAAUCUUGUGAGCCGAGUUGUGUCUCUGCUGCGGUUACUCCGAAGCCUGCUCCAGUACCUCAAUGUGCUGCUGUAUGUAUGCCGACCUGUGAGCAGCAGUGUGUUCAACAGUACAACGUCGUCAUAUCGAAGUCGAUGCCAACUGAGCUGAAAUCCCUUGUACAGCAGCCAGCGACAAGAACUCAGUGCGUGAGCGCCUGCAUGCCGCUCUGCGCUCAACAAUGCACGCAGCAGUAUCUACCCAGCCCUACAGCGGCCUCCACGCCAUCUCUGCCGCAGUGUCUGUCCUCGUGUAUGCCCUUGUGCAAUCCGCAGUGCAUUGAAGCACAAGUCAACAGGCCUGCCUCUCCUCCAGCUUCUGCUGCC